AUGCCCAAAAGGAAGGUCAGCUCCACCAAGGGGGUGGAGAAGAAGGAGCCCAAUGGAAGGGCAGCGAGGUUGUCAGCUAAAUCUGCUCCUGCAAAAUUGGAAAUGAAAUCCAAAAAGGCGACAGGAAAGGAUAAAUCUUCAGACAAGAAAGUGCAAACAAAGGGGGAAGGCAAAGCAAAGAGAAAACAGGCUGAAGUGGCUAACCAAGAGACAAAAGAAGCCUUACCUGCAGAAAAUGGAGAAACUAAAAAUGAGGAGAGCCCAGCCUCUGAUGAAGCAGGAGAGAAGGAAGCCAAAUCUGAUUAAUAUCAUAUCCCAUGUCUUAUCAGUGUUCCCUGUCUCCCUCCUUGUACAAUCCAGAGGAAUAUUGUUAUCAACUAUUUUGUAAAUGCAAGUUUUUUA
Lynx canadensis (Canada lynx) is the source of this 402-nucleotide messenger RNA. RefSeq names its product non-histone chromosomal protein HMG-14-like. Gene Ontology annotation, molecular function: nucleosomal DNA binding. NCBI's taxonomy places the organism in Eukaryota, Metazoa, Chordata, Mammalia, Carnivora, Felidae. Gene Ontology annotation, biological process: chromatin organization. The record is from RefSeq and is a predicted model, not a curated record. The transcript has a single exon. Gene Ontology annotation, cellular component: chromatin; nucleus. Bases 1 to 306 code for a protein of 101 amino acids.